This is a messenger RNA of Dictyostelium purpureum, 1305 nucleotides long. RefSeq lists its product as uncharacterized. Bases 1 to 1305 code for a protein of 434 amino acids. Lineage: Eukaryota; Evosea; Eumycetozoa; Dictyosteliales; Dictyosteliaceae. The record is from RefSeq and is a predicted model, not a curated record. The transcript has a single exon.
AUGAAAUUAAUAAUAUUUUUUUUGUUUUUUAUACUAUUAAAUUUUAUUUAUAUAGAUAGUAUUGGUGAUGAUUGGAGGUUCUCAUCUCCAAUGUCAUUCGAAUCGGUAGUAUCCCCGGUUCCAAAAAAUAGAAUAUUGCAAUGGGUGGACACCUCUACAAUUAUAAAUAUGACCAAUCCAGUUGAUCAGAAAUAUGUUUCGCAAAUCGUUGGUAUAAAUAUUCCUACAAAUACAUCAUAUCUUAACAAUGCAGAAUUGAUAAACUUUUUUUCAAAUAAGAGUUCAGCAACAUUUUUAGGUCAAUUUAACUGCAAAACCAAUAUGCCAACUUGUAUCGAAUAUAAAUUUAGUGAAACAAUGAAUGACUUUUGUAUGAUAGUUGCAUCAGUCGAUGGGUUUGAUAGGGUUACUUUACAUGGUAUGGAUACAACAGCAGGUUAUGCAAAUCAAAUCGGACCAGUAAUAAAACCAAUUCAUUGGAUAGAUGUUAAGAACGGUUCAUUCUCAUCAACCAAUCCAGAGUGUGGAAAAAUAUUUAAGACAGAAAGACCAGAAUAUACAACAUUGGGUUGUUUCGAUAAAAUUUGUGACAAUCCAAACUUUGCAAUUUUAAAACCAAAUGUAACUAUCGAUUAUUUGAAGAUCUGUUUCGAAUCAUUCUCUGAUUCGGAAUAUUUUUUUUACUCGUUCUCUAAAUGCGUAAAUAUUGGUUCUGAAAUUACUCGUCCACCUCUUUCCAUUGCCUUUUCAGUAUCUGGUGUUGCUUUCCUCGAUAAAGACUACGAUGGUAUUUACAAUCCACAUAUCGAUUCACCUUUGCCAGGUGUCAAUGUAUUCUUAACAACAUCAGGUGGUCAACCAGUUAGAACUAAAUAUGGUUUCAUGGCUCCAACUAAAACUAACGAAAAAGGCUUCUAUAUAUUCUCUAACAUUGCUAGAGGUGCCUAUCGUGUUAAAUUCAAGUUUGAACCACAAUACUCACCAACUACAAAAGAAAAGUCAGAUUACGAUGAUUAUUCAACUUCUAAAAUUAGUGCAACCUUUAGUACAGAUGUAUUCAUUGUUUCAAAUACAGCUGCGGGUGUAAGAAUGACUACCGACAGUGAUGAUGAAUCCAUUACAACCGAUAGAGUUUUACCAGGUAUCAAUGGUGGUGUUAUUUCUUCUGACUCGGAAGAAAUGACAAUCACACUUAGCAGUAGUGAUAGUAUCGAUGGCAGUAGUUCUGAAAAUAAUGGAGCAAGUAGUGGUGAAAAUGGAGAUUUUAUUAAUAGAAAAAAGAAAAGUAUAUUAAUCGAAAAAUAA